AUGGUUGGUCCCAGGGCGCCUCUGGGCAAACUGGCCGACCAUCUCAAGGGCAUACUCAGUAGCCAGCCUACAGAGACCACGGCACCGAAGAUGUCCUUGAGCGACCUGAAGAACGGAAGCAAGAGCGCAGCUUUCGAUGACAGCGAUGACGAGUCAAGCGACAGCGACAGCGGCUCGUCUGGCAGCGACUCGGACGAUGACAACAAAUCGUCCUUUUUGCGCAAGAUCUCGCAUACGAACGCAGCAGCGGCCUCUCCCGUGCCGACCAAGUCUCCGACCAAGCCCAAUGGCACCUCCGUCCGCACACCUACGCUCGCAUCAAAGCCGGCCGCGAAGACGAACGGCACAGCCAUGAAGAAGACUGCUGUGAAAGACGAGAGCAGCGGCAGCGAUGAAGACAGCGAAGAAAGCAGCAGCGACGACAGCGAUGACGACAGCGAAAGCAGCAGCGACGGGAGCGAAUCCGACUCGGAAAGCGAUGAGGAGGACGAGGGCGAGGCGCCAAAGACGAAGGCUGGCAAGACAGCAAACACAAAGACAACUAGCAAGCCUGUAACAACUGCACCGUCUACAUCAACAUCCUCUUCGGCUGCGACCAGCUCGUCGAGUUCGCGGUCAGCCAGCGUUGAAAACUCCGAGUCCAAGGGUGGAGAAGAGGAGGACGAGUCGGAGAACGAGGCCCCUGUAGCCGAUGGUGCCGUUUCGGACGAGGAGAUGGCUGAUCAGUCUUUUGCCAUUGAUACCCGGAAGAACAGCGACAACCAAGUGGGAAGCAACCCUCGCCAAUUUGUAACCCAAGGCUUCGAACUGCGGCGCGCCGAUGAGUCGAACGACGCUUCCGAUGUCGCUCGUGUGUUCCGCCAGGCGAAGCUCGAGGGAAAGCAGCUCUGGUACUUCACGGCCCCGUCCUCGGUGCCUAUUACUGUUGUCGAGAAGAUGGCGAUUCCUGUUGAAAAGGCCCAGCAGGGCAAGGCGAUUUUGAACCACAACGGCGAGGACUACGGUAUGAGCUUCGACGAUGCUCUUACUUCAAAGACGAUCAAGCUGUUGAUCCCCAACAAGGCUGGCGAUAAGUACUCUAUCCUGGACCGGACCAUCGACAAGACUAUGCAUCUGAAGCGUGUAACCCGGUUUUCGCAGGGAGAUGAGGAGGUGGCUGCCAACGCCGCUAUGGAACUGCAGGCGCCCGUGGCGUCCAAGAAGCAACCUCGGAAGCAGCCCGAGGGCCUGCGUGCGCGGUACUUGCCGAUUGGUGUCAACGACACUGUGAACUCGUCUAAGAAGCGAAAGCACGAGGGCAUGACGGCCGUGGCGGCCCCUGCGGCUGCUACAGUCGACAGCGGCGACGAUAGCGAUGGCGGCGCUGCGGUCAAGAUCAGCAAGAACAGGGGCAAGGACGCCGAGGGAGCAGCCGAGCCCAGUCCGAAGAAGGCGCGGAAGGACAAGUCUGCAGAAAAGGAGACCGAAACGUUGUCCAAGAAGGACAAGAAGUCAGCGAGUGCUGUGCCGCUGCCGCCAAUCCCUGGCCUCGCGGCGGUCCCUGUGCACAAGGUGACCCCGGUGGCACCGCCUGUUCUGCCGUCGUCGUCGCAGCCAUCCUACUCGCAUAUCGACACUCCGUCCAAGAUUACUGUCGACAACAAGAUUGUGAGCAAGAAGAACAAGGACAAGAAACGUGCCGUGGCUGACGUUGACGCCGAUGCCAUGGACAUUGACGACGAUGAGGAUGCCGCUCCUGCUGAAAGCAGUCCUGAGAAGAAGAAGAAGAAGGACAAGAAGGACAAGAGCGAGAAGAGCGAAAAGAAGGAAAGGAAGGGGAAAAAGGAACAGAAAGAAAAGGACAAAAAGGACAAAAAGGAGCGCAAGGCCAGCAAGGCUGGGGAUGACAGCGUAUCCACUCCAGCUGCCGGCCUGACCACCUCUGCUCCGCAGCCCAAGAAGGUGACGCCGGUGCCGCUUCCUCGGAUAAACUAG
Sporothrix schenckii 1099-18 is the source of this 1974-nucleotide messenger RNA. RefSeq lists its product as uncharacterized. The record is from RefSeq and is a predicted model, not a curated record. Gene Ontology annotation, biological process: transcription by RNA polymerase I. Bases 1 to 1974 code for a protein of 657 amino acids. Lineage: Eukaryota; Fungi; Ascomycota; Sordariomycetes; Ophiostomatales; Ophiostomataceae. The transcript has 3 exons.